This is a messenger RNA of Adineta steineri, 1557 nucleotides long. The record is from the annotation of a GenBank genome assembly. Lineage: Eukaryota; Metazoa; Rotifera; Eurotatoria; Adinetida; Adinetidae.
AUGGCAAUCACGUCACAAAUUAUAGUUUUUGCUUUAAUUACUGCUCUUCUUCUAACUAUAGCAGCUACUAUUAUUCUUUCUUUAAUUCCAACUUUUAUUGCAAAUCGUUCUGUUACACCAAAAACGAAUACAAAAGCACUUCGUAUUGCAGUCGUUGGAGCAGGUAUUAGUGGUCUUAAUGUUGGUCUCACAUUAUUAGAUUCAAAUUUAUUUUCAACAAAAAAUAUCAUUAUUUAUGAAGCUAAUAGCAUUGUUGGUGGUCGUAUGCAUACAAAACAUUGGACAACUGAUAGUCAAACAUCAGAAUGGUGUGGAGAAUAUUUAGAUACUAAUUAUUAUUCUAUGAUCAGUUUAAUAAAUCGUUUUAAUAUUCAGUUACUUGAUACAUUUGCUAUAGCAAAUUCUUUAUAUAAUACAACAUAUUAUUUUUUAAAACGUUAUUAUACUACAACACAAGCAUGGACUGAUUAUAAAGUAGUUGAAAGUACUAUUAUACAACAAUUAGAACAAAUCGGUAGUAUUAAUUAUUCUCAAAGUAAUACAUAUGGCCGUUAUUUUGAUAAUUUAUCAUUAUAUGAUUGGAUUGAAAAAUAUGUACCAAAUGGACAUCAAUCGAAUUUUGGAGAAUAUCUUGAUUCUGCAUAUCUACAAGAAUAUGGAUUAGAUACACAAAAAUUAAAUUCAAUACAAUUUCUUAAGACAAUUGAUCCUUCUAGUCAACCCGCAAAUGGACCAUUAUCUAUCUAUGGUUUAUCUGAUCAACGAUUUCGAAUGAUAGGUGGUAAUGAUCAAUUACCAAUAACAGUUGCUCAACAUUUAACUGAUAAUGGUAUUAAAAUUCAACUUAAUCAUAAUUUAACAAAGAUUGUAAAAUUAGCUAAUAAAAAAUAUCGAUUAACAUUUUCUGAUAAUAAUGCAUACACAUUUGAUCAUGUUAUUUUAACAAUUCCAACAACAACAUUGAAAUAUGUUGAUUAUAGUCAAGCUCAAUUUGAUACAUUAAAACAACGUGUUAUUAAUGAAUUAGUAUAUGGUACAAAUACAAAAGUAAAUUUACAAUUUACGAAACGUUUUUGGUAUGAUGAAUCAUCUGAUGGAGUUAUAUAUACUGAUUUACCAUUUCUUAAUUCAUGGGAAGAAACAUUAGGUCAGCAAGGAACUACUGGAAUAAUAGUUUUACUUACAGGAGGAGCUGAAGGAUUAGCAUUUAAUCCUCGAACAGGAUUUGAUUCUAUAUCAAGUUCAGAAGGAAGUGUUAGUACAAAUGUUUAUAUACAAAACUUUUUAAGUGAUCUUGAUGAAAUUUGGUUCAAUGCAUCAAAGUAUUAUACUGGACUAGCUACAGUGUCAGCUCCAUGGUAUGAUAAUCAUUAUCUUGGUUCUUAUCCAGCUUAUACACUUAAUCAAUAUUCAACACUACGUGGUUAUGAAAAACAAAGACAAGGCAAUGUACAUUUUGCAGGUGAUUAUACAUCAUCAGAUUAUCUUGGUUUAAUGGAAGGUGCAGUAGCCGAAGGUGCAAGAGCUGCAAAUGAAAUUAUCUAUGAUUAUAAAUAA